GGCGCAACUGGUAAUCAUUGCCCAUAAUGUUGAUCCAAUUGAAUUGGUUGUCUGGCUUCCGGCACUCUGCAGAAUGAUGGAAAUCCCCUACUGUAUUGUGAAAGGGAAAUUACGAUUAGGAGCCAUUGUUCACCAGAAAACCGCUGCAGCACUGUGUUUGACUACAGUCAAGAACGAAGAUAAAAUGGAAUUCAGCCGGAUUUUGGAGGCUGUCAAGGCAAACUUCAAUGACAAGUAUGAAGAGUACAGGAAGAAGUGGGGUGGUGGAAUAAUGGGAUCAAAAUCACAAGCAAAGACCAAGGCAAAAGAGAGAGUUCUUGCCAAAGAGGCUGCUCAGAGAACGAACUAGACUGAAUUUGGUAAUAUUUUGAGAUUUUGAAACAUUUUGUUACUUUUUAAGAAUCUUGUUCUGCUAUUUUCAGUUUUUGGGAGGUCAAUUACUCAUGUAUGCUUCUUAUUGUAUGUGUUUGGUUUUCGGUUCUGUGACAGUUGAUUCAAUUCCAGAAAAUUUUAACCA
Messenger RNA from Helianthus annuus (common sunflower), 517 nucleotides. RefSeq names its product 60S ribosomal protein L7a-2. Bases 74 to 349 code for a protein of 91 amino acids. Lineage: Eukaryota; Viridiplantae; Streptophyta; Magnoliopsida; Asterales; Asteraceae. The record is from RefSeq and is a predicted model, not a curated record. The transcript is spliced from 3 exons.